GCCAUUGCAAAGCCUAUCACGUAUAAAAGCUACGGUGGACCACGGCCUGUUGGACAUCAUCCCAGCGUCGAAUCAACCAUGGGCAAGAUUAUCUUCUACGAGGAAAGGAACUUCCAGGGUCGCUCCUAUGAGACCAGCGGCGACUGCGCUGAGUUGACCUCCUACCUGAGCCGCUGCAACUCCUGCAGGGUGGAUAGCGGCUGCUUCAUGGUCUACGAUCGCUCUAACUUUAUGGGGAACCAGUACUUCCUGAGGAGGGGCGAGUAUUCUGACUACCAGCGCAUGGGCAUGACCGAUUCCAUCCGAUCCUGCCGAAUGAUCCCUCAGCACCAUGGCCCCUUCAGAAUGAGGAUCUACGAGCGAGAGAACUUCGGUGGCCAGAUGCAUGAGGUCAUGGAGGACUGUGACUCCUUUAUGGAGCGUUACCGCAUGUCCGAAAUCCAGUCCUGCCACGUGAUGGACGGCCAUUGGCUGAUGUACGACCAGCCCCACUAUAGAGGCAGGAUGAUGUAUCUGAGGCCUGGAGAGUACAGGAGCUUCAGAGACAUGGGCAUGAACUCCAUGCAGAGGUUCAACUCCAUGAGGCGCAUCAUGGACUCCUGUAAUUAAUGUGUCUGACCAAAAUCUGGCCAAUAAACUUUCACAUUUCAUUA
Molecule: messenger RNA, 653 nt
Organism: Astyanax mexicanus (Mexican tetra)
Lineage: Eukaryota; Metazoa; Chordata; Actinopteri; Characiformes; Acestrorhamphidae
Product: gamma-crystallin M3
Exons: 3
Coding region: 79-609 (176 amino acids)
Biological process (GO): visual perception; lens development in camera-type eye
Molecular function (GO): structural constituent of eye lens
Source: RefSeq, a predicted model, not a curated record